AAUGCUUUACAGUGGCCUUUUUUAAUAGCUGCAUGGGCAAGAAUAGCAUGUUGUGAGUGAGUACAGUAGCUCAACCCUCCCUGUGGAUCCCAACUGAUGCUGCCAGCUGUUUAGCUCGUAAUGCGAGCACGGUAGGUGAAGGUAGCUGCAUGGCAUUUUAGCAAAACAACAAAGCUUGCAGGAACACUUGAUGAUAUCCUCAAGGUUCUGUUGUUUUUCAGGUAUAAUGAGCUAGGAUAGCUCUGCAGAACAUUACCUAGUUUUGUUGCAGGUUGUCCUGAUGCAUGUCUGAACUGAUCUGCUUCUUUGCCUUUCUCCGUUUUCUCUUGUGGGUUCAGGGUGUGGAAUCUAUAAAACAUCCUGAGACAAAUCCACUUACUAUUGGCACUAUGUAGAUAACAUUGAAUAAAAGUGAAAAGUUAUGAAUUCAAUCUGAAAUCAUUUUGACAAACAUGCCAAUCAAAAGUACUGUAGAGAAUUAGUCUCAGAGAAAGCGAUGGCUUUUAGCAAGCACCGAGAAUGUCAGGAGGUGCUUUUUAUUGCAGCUGAAAUCAUACCUCUCUAGUCAUAUCUCAGACAUUUCUUAAUUUUCCUCUGCUGCUUAUUUUUUGCCAUUCAUGGUUAAUAUUUAUUUUGGGAUUUACAGUAUGAUCAUUUUAAUGCUAUUUUUGCUGGUUACAGAACUGAGGCUUUUGCUUUCAAUGCAGCACAGUUGAUUGUAUAAAAUCUGCCUGACAAGACUGCAUGAACAGACGUCUCUCUCUCUCCAACAGGAACUUCAGCAGAAUCUCUCUUAUCUCCUUUUCUUCUACCUGAACUACACUGUGCCCCGAGCUCUCACGUGCAUCCCUUUAAAGAAACAGAAAUGCAAGACGAAAUCCACGUUUAUGAUUGGAUGGUGCCUAAUUCUCUUAAAAUUUGCCAACAGACCCCUAAACAGGGACAUUUUAGUCAUUACAUGGCCAUGAAGUUGACUGGUAUCCCGUGUUAUCCACUGAUUGAUUUCCUACUGUUUUCUUUUCUCACUUAUUUUCUGACUUCUUUUCCUUUUUUCUUAUCGUCUCUCUCAGAGGUGAACAUCUGAUCAGGUUGAACUGCCAAUUUAGACUGGUACAUUAGAAUCCCACAGCAGACGAUCAAUCAGCAGCUAUUAAACCCUCAUGUCAAAGCCUCCUGGAGGCACAGCCAAUGGAUUUGGAUGGCUGUCAUUCACAGGCAUCCUGGCCAUAGAAGACGAGUCUGCCUGUAGUAACACGCUUGUUACAUUGCAAAUACCUCCACAUGGUCUGUCUGCCUUUGAAAUUGGACUUGCUCUAUCAGUCUAAUGCCAGGUAGAAGUUAUUGUGUAGCCAGGGCUUCAGUCUAACAUUUGAACUUGCAGUUUUCAGGCCAGUAGCUGUUGGCACGUAGACUGUUCUAAAUUUCUGCUGUUUGCUGAAUGUCUUGCUUUGAUAAUUUUCUGGAUCACAAAAAACAUUUUGCUUUAUUUAAUUUAGUAAAUCAAUCUUUCCUAUGGACAAUUAUAUUUAAAAUGAUAUUUUACAGUACAGGAUUGUGGCUUCAUGGCCAUGUUUUCUUUCUCUCACACAACCCAGGAGGAGGAGACCUCUACAGAUCUGUCCUGCCUCCUUUGCCGGAGGCUCCAUUAGCUCCCAAGAUCCACUCUCCAGUACACAUUACUUCCACCAUAGCGUCUGUGCCAGUACCCAAUGCAAAUGUGGAUACACAGGGAGGGCACCUACAACAAAGGCCUGUGUCUCAGCCUCAUGCAGAGCCUCAACCAAAUUCCAGGCUCCAGCCAUAUUACCGACCACCACCACAGACAAAACCGCAACCCCAAGUGAAGCCCCAAGUUAAGGCUCAACCUGUGUCAAAACCUCAUGGCCAAACUGAACCACAACUCCAAACAACAUCCCAGCCCAUACCCCAGACCCAGCCACAAACCUACACAACAUCCAGGCCCAAACUCCAGACCCAACCACAACCCCAAACAGUCCAGGCAAAACUCCAGACUCAACCACAACCCCAAACAGUCCAGGCAAAACUCCAGACUCAACCACAACCCCAAACAGUCCAGACAAAACUCCAGACCCAACCACAACCCCAAACAGUCCAGACAAAACUCCAGACCCAACCACAACCCCAAACAGUCCAGACAAAACUCCAGACCCAACCACAACAACAAGCAACCCCCCAGCCUCCACUGCAGACACACCCUCUGUUACAAUCUCAGCCAAAGUCACACUCUCAAUCAAGUCAUCAGACAACACCACAGUCCCAUUCUGAACCACAACCUAAACCAACAUUUAAGACUAAACAACAAGCCCAACCUCAAACACAACUGCAGCUAAAGCCGUGGGUUCAGCUAGCUGCCCAGCCAACAUCUGUGGCACAUCCUCAAAUCGAUCAGCCAACACGUGAGCAUAUACCUCAUACCCAAGAAAAACUGCUAAAUACUAAUACCCGGCCUCGACCACAGACUCAAUUUACAAAUCAGCCACAGACUCAAACACACCUUGAACCAAAGGCACAACGACCACGCCUUCAGUUUACCAAGCAGCAGUCUAGACCCAGACAAACGCCUAAACCAAGGAUCAUUUUUGCCCAACCCAAGCCCACAACACAACCUCAGUCCGAGAGCCAGCCUAUCGCCCAACCCCCACCUCAGCCAAAAAAGCAACCAAAACCUCAAUCACACCCUCAGCCAAAAAAGCAACCAAAACCUCAAUCACACCCUCAGCCAGGAAGGCAUCCAAAACCUCCACAAAGGCCCAGAAUUAUGAACCCACAAUCUGAGCCAAAGACUCAUCCACAGCCCCGACCACAACCUCCAGCAAAGACACAGACCCAGCAUGUACCUCAUUCUCCGCCCAUUUCCAAGCCACAAUUUACAACAAAAGCCCAUUCUCCACCUCCACUGAAGCCACGCCCUGUGUCUAAGCCACAACCACUCCCUCAUCCUGGGCUUCGUUUGCAACCUCAGACCAGGACCCACUCUGAUCCCAUCACGGUUACUGCAAAGCAGGCAGUCCCUACGGCUCCUAGUCCACCAGAAGAGGGCAAGCCUCUACCAAGACCUGCACUGGCUACAGAGAAAGCUGGUAGUUACAAUCAUGGUGCCGGCGUCCUCAGACCGUCCGUUCCCGAAGUCCCUCGUUCUCCCAUUAGCUCAUCAGUUCCUACAGCAGGAAGAAACACCACCCUGUCUCGCGCCCGGGUUCCUCCUCAUUCCACUAAUCACGGUGUCAGACCAUUCUCUCCAUCCAAGACAGUCACCUCCUCUCACAGCUCCAGCACGCCUGGCGCAGCCAAUGGGGCGCAUCAUAGGGGCAUUGCUCUUCCUAAACCUGUGGUGUGGCCCAAAGAGAAACCUGUUCUGCGUCCCCCUGUUCCCGGAAACAAGAGACCCAACCUGGUGGGGAAACCCAGCGACCACGAUAAACCCAUGGACCUGAAACAAGGAGACAAGGAGUCCAUCUUGAAGCCAUUCCCUCUGGUCACAGCCAAACCCAAACAAGAGCGCCGACAGCAGACGACCACCUCGGCCCCGGCAGUGAACAGCAGCCGUUUUGACAUAAAUGAAAACUCCUCUAUAUUCAGGCCCUUGCCGGCAUCAGACGUAGACAUCAUGGGCAAGAAGCGCUUUGUAGCUCCUCAUGUCAUCUACAAGACAGACAAGAAGCCAGACGAGCCGUGCUCCAUCACCUCCUCUCUGGCUUACUUCCCCGAUGAGGAAGGCGGCGAUCAGAACGUGACCGGUCCUCCCCGCGUGCCGCCGUCCAACGUCACCGUGGUUACCGUGGAAGGAUGUCCGUCCUUCGUCAUUCUGGACUGGCAGAAAUCAGACAAUGAAACUAGAGAGUAUGAAGUCGUAUCCACCACUAAAGGACCGAACGGGCAGGAGGUGUCUAUACUGACGACCAACCAGACGCACACAGCUGUGGAGAAUCUCAAACCGGAGAGCAGUUAUGAAUUUAAAGUAACUCCAAAGAACGAGCUGGGGACCGGACCCUCCAGUGAUCCCGUGUCUUUUAGCACAGAAUCAGCGGAUCCACGAGUGAGCGAGUACGUUUCAGGCAAAGACGCCAUCUGGACUCAGUUCCCGUUUAAAGCCGACGCGUACUCCGAAUGCAGCGGGAAGCAAUAUGUGAAGAGAACUUGGUACCGGAAGUUUGUGGGCAUCCAGCUGUGCAACUCGUUGAGAUACAAGAUCUACCUGAGCGACUCGCUUAAUGGAAAGUUUUACAACAUCGGUGACCAGACGGGGCAUGGGGAGGACCACUGUCAGUUUGUGGACUCCUUCCUAGACGGCCGAACCGGCACCCAGAUGUUGGCUGAUCAGCUGCCAGGCAGACCAGGAUUCUACAGAGCGCUGAGACAGGAACCUGUAAGCUUCGGCGAGAUCGGAGGAAAGUCUCAUGUGACUUACGUAGGCUGGUAUGAGUGUGGCACGCCCAUACCUGGGAAGUGGUAGAAACCCUACAGGGUGUCCAGGAAGACGACUUCCUCAGUGUUGAAGACAAAGCAGAUGGGCAUGAAAGAUGCCUGAGUCGGCCUGCAGGGAGGUGGGCCUUUCUAAUAUGUUACCGUGGACACUGUAGAUGGCUCUGUCAGUUUGAACACACCCUCCUUUCACGGGUGUGAACCGUUACAGGACUAUUAGGUGUCACAAAACUCUCGAGUGCAUUAGUAACAACUUAUUUUCUCUAUUUAUCAAAAACGUCCUAAGAGACGACAGAAGGCAGGAGUUUGAGUGAAACAAAACGUUGAAUAUACAGUAAUCAGAGAAAAUGUUGGGAAGCUGGCUCCCAAACUGUAAUAACUUGUAUGAUAAUAUUUAUCAAGGUUAUUGAAUAUUCCGUGUGUGCUCGGGCUUUUGAGACAAGAAAGUACAAAAAUGUUGCCAAUACUUGCAUGUCAGUGAGCACACGCGUUGUUCAUAUGUAUACAGAAAGGUGCCGAUCACACGAUCAUUGUACAUUUGGACUGUAGGAUACAGAAACACAGACAUGCAGAAUUGACCUUCUGCUGGCCCUAAGGGAUUAUUAGCAGUUGCAGUUUGCACAGUAUUAAACUUUUGUUCAUAUAUGUAUAUGGCGUGAAAAAAACGUACGUUUACCAGGGAUCAUAUCAGUAGAUAAAAGAUUAAACCGCUUCAACCAAACUGUUCAUGUUGAGCCGAACAUUUCUAUGUGGCCGCUUGGAAACCAAAGAUUUUUGUAUUUUUAAUGCCCAUGCAGUCUUGUUGUGUAUUUUAAUAAAGAAUAAAUAUAUAUUUGAAAAAAAAUAGAGUCAGAGUCCAUGUGGAAAUUUGUCAUUUUAAGGUUUUGAGCUUAAUUAAAUAAGAAGUCAUUGGAGGGAAUAUUUUCACAUUUUUCAUGACUGCAGCUUUUUCAUACAUUGUGGUUGUUUGUAGCAAUAAAUCUUGUUUAAAUACUUGCUGAUGUUCAGUAGCUUUAACUGCUCCUUUUUUGAGAGGUGCAUGAGGUAAGAUGACUGAUGCGCUGUCCUCUGUUAAAUGUGUGAGAGAUGAAGUUUGGCUGAAAGAACAGAAAGACAUCUGUCCUGCUGCUGUCGACAAAAUCUCCCUGCCAGCACCUUUAAAGCUCACAAAU
Messenger RNA from Acanthochromis polyacanthus (spiny chromis), 5615 nucleotides. RefSeq names its product target of Nesh-SH3 (gene abi3bpa). Lineage: Eukaryota; Metazoa; Chordata; Actinopteri; Pomacentridae. Bases 1439 to 4474 code for a protein of 1011 amino acids. Gene Ontology annotation, molecular function: protein binding. The transcript has 14 exons. The record is from RefSeq and is a predicted model, not a curated record. Gene Ontology annotation, biological process: positive regulation of cell-substrate adhesion; extracellular matrix organization.